AUGGCUAUGAUUAGUACAUCUCAGACUACUGAUUGUCACACAAGUACCCAUAGUACAUCCCAGAAUAAUGAUUGUCACACAAGUACCCAUAGUACACCUGAGACUACUGAUUGUCACACAAGUAACCAGUCAUCCCAGAAUACUGAUUGUUACACAAGUACCCAUAGUACAUCACAGAAUAAUGAUUGUCACACAAGUACCCAUAGUACACCUGAGACUACUGAUUGUCACACAAGUACCCAUAGUACAUCCCAGAAUACAGAUUGUCACACAAGUACCCAGAGUACAUCUCAGUUAAAUGCUCUGAGGAGACACCAAGAAUAUGGAAAAAUAUUCCGGGAACAGUUUGGGUCCCAGUACAACGUGCUGGUCUCUGACCCUGCUCUGAUGGAAGAGAUCCUGAGGACGGAAGGAAAGUUUCCCUCGCGACCACCUUACGAGUCGUGGGUUCUCUACAGCAAUCUCAGACAUAGGCGAGGAGGACUGAUGACAGCGCAGAAUGAGUACUGGAAGAAAAGUCGUAGCACCUUGGCCGUCAGACUGCGACCCAAGGCCGUGUGCGACUAUGUGCCCGGCAUGAAUCAGGUGUGUGAGGACUUUGUUGAAAGGAUUGCUUACCUGAAGGAUGACACCGGAGGCACACACCUGGUACCUCACCUUCUCAACGAACUUAAUAAGUUCUUUAUGGAAACUAUCGUGUUUGUGAUGUUAAACAAGCGACUGGGAUGUCUGGACAAAAACGUCUCUGGUCAAGUCAACGGAUUCAUUCAGGCAAUCGCUACUAUGUUUCUCACUGGCCACCAGCUCAUGGUCUUUGCCAGGUUUCACCAGAUGUUGCGGACUCGCCCUUGGAGGGACCAUGUCAAGUCCUGGGACCAGAUCUAUGAGUUUGCCGCCCAACAUGUGAAUCAACGUAUCGACGAAGUGAGCACAGAGCUGGAGACGGGCGGGCCGCCCCUGGAGGGCGAGCACGUUGAUUUCCUCAAGUACGUGGUCGGCACCAGACAGCUGACCAGGGAGGAGAUUGUCGACAAUGUCAUUGAGGUUUUCAUGGGCGGCAUCGACACGACUGCUAACGCUACGGCAUUCCUCUUCUACCUGUUGUCCAAACACGAAUCAGUGCAGACUCGACUGGUGGCAGAAAUUGACAGUCUGCUAGGGAAACGACAGGCAGACAGUUCAGAUCUUCAGCAGCUACCUCUCCUGAAAGCCUGUGUUAAAGAGACGCUGAGAUUGUUCCCGCCGAUUCCCAUCAAUGCAAGAACCACAACCGAGGACGUUGCUAUCGGCGGAUACCACAUACCCAAAAAUACAAUCUUAAUGAUGAACCUCUACGUGGUGUCACGUGACGAGACAGUGUUCCCGGAGCCAGACGAGUUCAGGCCAGACCGGUGGCUGAGGGGGGAGGAGACCAGUGCUCAUCCGUUCUCGCUGAUACCUUUUGGGUUUGGAACCAGGAGUUGCGUGGGUGAGUUCGGUGCUGUUUCUCUCGUACUCCAACACUUCAGGCUACAAAAAAGUGACUUGUUUGACAUCAAGCCUUCAGUUAGGACACAGCUCACACCAGGACCCGAACUGCCCGUCAUGUUUGUACAACGCUAG
Molecule: messenger RNA, 1602 nt
Organism: Candidula unifasciata
Lineage: Eukaryota; Metazoa; Mollusca; Gastropoda; Stylommatophora; Geomitridae
Source: the annotation of a GenBank genome assembly